GAGUAUUGAGUAAUGACACCAAGAGUGACAAACUGACAAAUAAUAACAUUCUUAACUUUUUUUGGUUUGGUCAAUCAGACAAUCAUUUUACGUUACUGAUCUAAUAAAAUAUUAUGUGUGAUACAUCUGCUAAGCUGUAAAAUAAUGAAACCUCGGCCUUGUGGCUGUAAGGGUGCUAGAACGUGUUUAAUUUGUGAAACACAGUACGGUGCCAAUGACUUCAAGCCUUUGAUAGAGCUGGAUAAGAGUAAAGGUUAUGUUUACUGCCCUUUUUGCAACCUAGCUUGGCCUGGUUGGGAUGGAGAAUUAUAUAAAGAACAUCCGAACCACACAGGGCAGCCAAUUAAAUACGCAGGUAUUUAUAUUAAACUAGAUUUUAUAUCAGAAGAUGAAGAAAAUGAACUCAUGAAAAAUAUUGAUGAGAUGCCUUGGGAUAUAUCUCAGAGUGGACGUCGCAAGCAAAACUUUGGGCCAAAAACUAAUUUUAAAAAAAGGAAAAUAAGUGCUGGUAAAUUUAAUGGUUUUCCCCAGUUCUCUAAAUAUCUUCAGGAAAGAUUUGAUUCAAUUGAUUUAUUAAAAGGUUAUCAUGUUAUUGAGCAGUGUUCCUUAGAGUAUGAUCCUGUCAAAGGGGCAUCUAUUGAUCCACAUAUUGAUGAUUGCUGGGUGUGGGGGGAGCGAAUACUUACAUUGAAUUGCUUGACAGAUACUGUCCUUACAAUGAUACCUUUUAAGGGAGAUACAAAAAAGUACAAUUUAUCUUGUGCUGAAGAAUAUCCCCCAAUAAUUAAAGAAGAUGGAAGUCUCAAUUUACAAUUGCAGAGAUGUAGUCAUAGUAUGUAUGAAGCUUGUAGACCUCAGAGGCAAUUGGAUGUCAUAGUACGGAUACCAAUGAUCAGACGUUCCUUAGCACUUAUGUAUGGAGAGCCACGGUACCAUUGGGAGCACUGUAUUCUCAGAGAAGACAUUCUUGCUCGACGUGUAUGUAUAGCUUACCGUGAAUUCACACCAAUAUACUUAACAAAUGGUCAACACCAAUCUAGCGGAGAUGAAAUCCGAUCAAAGGCAAAACAGUUUUGGGAUCAUAGGUGUAGUAGUGAAUAAGAAUUAUAGACAAUAAAACAGUAUUUAUCUAUUUAUUAAAUAAUG
Pieris napi is the source of this 1146-nucleotide messenger RNA. RefSeq names its product alpha-ketoglutarate-dependent dioxygenase alkB homolog 4. The record is from RefSeq and is a predicted model, not a curated record. The transcript is spliced from 2 exons. Gene Ontology annotation, biological process: oxidative demethylation. Gene Ontology annotation, molecular function: demethylase activity; oxidoreductase activity. Bases 145 to 1101 code for a protein of 318 amino acids. Lineage: Eukaryota; Metazoa; Arthropoda; Insecta; Lepidoptera; Pieridae.